CUAAGUUUGCUUUUUGCACGUGGGUUUUCAUUUAAAUUGAGUACCUACCGGUAGCAGGUCCCGAAGCAGGUGCAAGUCGAACGUAUUGUUCGGCAUAGCUUCUACUCAUACUGAUUGUAGAUGUGAUAUUUUGGAACUUCAACUUAAGGAUUUAAAUUAAAUGCGAGAUGAUAUUUGCAGCACAAUGUCAGAACAAGAAGCGCAUUUGCAUAACGCUCUGAAUCCUGAAAUUAAAGUUGAACCAGGCCAGUGCAGUGUUUUUGAUAACUAUCCAGAAAGAGAAGAUGGUUAUGGUUUUUUUAAAAACGGUUUGCCAACAAUUCCAUCAAAAGUACACACUGUAAGUUCAUUUCUAACAACUAAAAAUGAGAUUGAAAAUAAUAAGUGUAUGGAAUAUGAGGAUGACUGCAGAAAUGUGUUCAGUGAAGAACAAUUUAAGUUUGACAGUUUAAAGGAACAUUUGAAAUUUAAAAAUGAACCUCUGGAAAAUAAAUGUGAACAUGAAACCCACUGUCAAUACCAGUCUUUUGCAAAGGAAUUUAAUCACAGAAUUAAAUUAGGAACACAUUUGAUAAUACAUACAGAAAAAAUUCUCAAUGAAUGUAGGAAUUUAAACGCACAUUUAUGGAAACUGAAAGGAGAGACAUCAUAUGAAUGUGAACAUUGUGGAAUGAAGAUCAAUCAAGGCAAGAGUUUGAAGAUACAAUUAAAGAAACAUAAAGGACAAGUAGCAUAUGAAUGUGAACAAUGUGGAAAAACAUUUACCCACAGGGACAGUUUGAAAACACACUUAAGGACACAUACUGGAGAGAAGCUAUAUGAAUGUGAACAUUGUGGAAUAAAAUUUACCCAAAGUAGCAAUUUGAAAGAACAUGUAAGGACACACAAUAAAGAGACAUCAUAUGAAUGUAAACAUUGUAAAAAGAAGUUUAGAUAUAGUAGCCAUUUGAAAACACAUAUAAGGAUACACACAGGAGAAAGGCCAUUUGAAUGUGAACAUUGUGGAAAGAAAUUUACCAAAAAUUGCCAUUUGAAAGUACAUGUAAGUAUACACAAUGGAGACACACCAUAUGAAUGUAAACAUUGUGGAAAGAAGUUUAGAACUAGUACAUAUUUGAAAAAACAUAUAAGGAUACACACAGGUGAGAAACCACAUGUAUGUGAACAUUGUGGAAAGAAGCACCUUGAUAAAACCGAUUUGACAAGGCAUUUAACGAUACACUCAGGAGAGAGACCAUUUGAAUGUGAACAUUGUGGAAAGAAAUUUAAACUAAGUCGCCAUUUGAAAGCACAUGUAAGGAUACACAAUGGAGAGACGACACCAUAUGAAUGUAAACAUUGUGGAAGGAAAUGUAUUAAUAUUAGCCAUUUGAAAGCACAUGUAAGGAUACACACAGGUGAGAGACCAUUUGAAUGUGAAAACUGUGGAAAGAAAUUUAUUCAAAGUAACCAUUUGAAAGUACAUGCAAGGACACACACUGGAGAAACACCAUAUGAAUGUAAACAUUGUGGAAGGAAGUUUAGUGAUAGUGGCCAUUUGAAAAAACAUAUAAGGAUACACACAGGUGAGAAACCAUUUGAAUGUCAACAUUGUGGAAUGAAAUUUACUGAAAGUGGCGGUUUGAAAUCACAUUCAAGUAUACACACAGGAAAAAGACCGUAUGAAUGUGAACAUUGUGGAAAAAAGUUUAGAAAUAACAGCUAUUAUAGAAUGCAUUUAAGAAUACACAGUGGAGACUUAAAUUAUGAAUGUAAACAUUGUGGAAGGAAGUGUAUUAGUAGUGGCGAUUUGAAGAAACACAUACGGAUACACACAGGAGAGAGGCCAUUUGAAUGUGAACAUUGUGGAAAGAAAUUUAUUUCUAGUAGCAAUUUGAACGUACACUUAAAGAUACACACAAGAGAAAGGCCAUUUGAAUGUGAACAUUGUGGAAAGAAGUUUAUUAGUAAAGAUGCUUUGAAAAAGCAUUUUAGAAAACACACAGGACAGAGACCAUAAUUAUGUGAAAUUUGUGGAAAAAAGUUUUUUAAAGACCAUAUUACAAAAGGUUUUAUAACAGACAUAUAUGAAGAUAAAUGGAUGUGACAUACCUUAUAUGAAUGUGAAAAUUGUUGAAAGAAGUUUUUUUAAUAGCCUUUUGAAAUUUCAUUAAAUAGUACACUCAGGUAAGACUCCAUAUGAAUGUGAACAAUCUGGACGGAGAUUAAAAGACAUUAGCAACUUCAGAAAGCAUUCCAAGAGUUUGUGGCGCACACAAACAACUGAUCCUACACUGGGACGUACGCCCUUUUAAAAAGACAGUUAUAGACUCAGCUUUACUUUGAUUGUAAACCCCACAAAUUAUGCUGAAUAAUUUUGUUAUACUAAGAGAAACCUAUGUUGAAAAGAAAUUAGGAAAAAAGUAGGAAGUAUUAAUAAUAAACCAAGUAGAAUGACAUAUAGUCAGAUAUCAAAUACAUGUGGCAUGACAACAAAAUAAUAAUGCUUGUCCUGUGAAAUGAUCUACAUGGUUGUGAGAUAUUUUAAAACUGUAGUUUGGUAUUUAAUAUUACUUUGUGUUUUCAUUCCAUGUUUUUGUAAUCUGUUCUUUUUGGCAAAAUUUACACAUGUGUACACAUGAUUUUUUAUUAAUCGUUUAGGUUAAUUAAAAUGACAUUUUUAAUUGGUGAGUCAAUGAAAGAUAAGAGUGAAAUUUAAUACACAAGAUAUUCCUUAGUGAGUGAUAAUGGUAUAAUCAUUUAUUAUGUAAAAUGUAAUACAAUUAACAACUGAAGAGUUUAUAGAACUUACAUGUUCAGCAAUGUUAAAUCUUUUACAUAUUUUCAAUGUAAUUUGCUAUUGUUCUAAAUUUAAUUCUUUCAUAUAUAUUUUCUGUUGUUUUGUUAUAAUAACCACACUAACCAAACACAUAUUUAAAAUAAAAAGAUUUU
Molecule: messenger RNA, 2931 nt
Organism: Anneissia japonica
Lineage: Eukaryota; Metazoa; Echinodermata; Crinoidea; Comatulida; Comatulidae
Product: gastrula zinc finger protein XlCGF57.1-like
Exons: 3
Coding region: 161-1999 (612 amino acids)
Biological process (GO): regulation of transcription by RNA polymerase II
Molecular function (GO): DNA-binding transcription factor activity; RNA polymerase II cis-regulatory region sequence-specific DNA binding
Source: RefSeq, a predicted model, not a curated record